This is a messenger RNA of Saccostrea cuccullata (small rock oyster), 723 nucleotides long. RefSeq lists its product as uncharacterized. The transcript has 5 exons. Lineage: Eukaryota; Metazoa; Mollusca; Bivalvia; Ostreida; Ostreidae. The record is from RefSeq and is a predicted model, not a curated record. Bases 97 to 669 code for a protein of 190 amino acids.
UUUGGAAAAACCGGGAUUUUUAAUAUUUUUGCAAGGUAUUCCAAACACAGCUUUUGACGUUUUGGACUUUACAGUCCAUAUCAACAGAAGAUCGGAAUGCUACCAGACUUUAAGAGACCUUUCUUUGGUUUACUGAUUGGUUUCAUUCUCUGGAUCGUGGCCUUGGCUACGCCAGGAUGGAUAGUUUACAGCAAGGAACACAUGUAUGACAGUUAUACAAAAGUAAAGGAAUCAACGAAUAUCGGAAUAUUUUAUACAGUAGUCUGUGGAUCUGAAAAGUGCGAGUGGACUUCUCAGUUUUUUUCAAUAUUAUUAGGUAACCAUAUUGAAGUUAAGACCUUCAGCGUGCUCUCACUUGUUUUAUACGGAGUCGGUUUAGCGAUUGUUUCCAAACAAAAAGCUAUAAAUGGGGCGUUCAUAGUUCUCACUGCAGUUACUUUGGCGUUUACUGUGAUCAUUCACCAUACUAUAACACACGUUUAUUUACUUAUUGGGGCUGAUGGCACGGGAUUUUCGUACUCCUACUUCCUCGCUAUCUUGACCUUUAUUUUAAGUCUUAUUUCGCUUGUUGUGAUUAUCAUUCGUUGUAACAGAGUCACUGAAGAAGAAAAUAAUUCCAGAAAUCUCGGGCUAGAUGUUAGACAGGCCUCAAAGAGAGAAGAAUACUGAUAUGACAAUUUUUAUUUUUUAUCGAGACAUCAAAAUUAAACUUUAUCAAAUGGA